GAGAGAGAGAGAGUCAGACUCCCCAUCCGCGGUUCUCUCUCCGUCAGUUCGCUCCAGGCUCGCGGCUCUUUCGGAAGGAUGCGCGCGCUCCCGGUGCUCUUCUCCGUAGCUGCUCUCCUCCUGCACUCCUCUCCGGGGCUGCUCGGGGAGAUGCAGCUGAAUGCGCCGCGGUGCAAGUCAGGAUUUUCACAAAGCCUUUAUUCCCUGCGCCUCUCGAGGGAUCUAGUGCACGGCCAAAGUGUGCUCAAAGACACCUUGCUGUCAUCAGGAGCAGUUCAUUUUGAUGACUGUUUAGGGAACGCAGCUGUACGAAUGGACAGCAGUGAUCCCCGCUUCAGAAUCGAGACAGACGGAUCUGUGUACACACAGAGAGAAGUGUUCACUCUGAACACACCGAUAAAAUUCACAGUGACGGCUCACACCACAGACGACACACACACCUGGGAGACGAUCGUCCAACUGGAGCUGGAGGAAAUGACAGGUAAUUACAUGGCACGAGGACAAGAGGACACCGGGACACAGGAAGUUGUCAUCAGGUUUCCUCCAAGACAGAAGUCGAGCUCCAGCGAGCUGCGGCGGCAGAAGCGAGACUGGGUCAUUCCACCAAUCAACGUGCCAGAGAACUCCCGAGGUCCCUUUCCACAGAUGCUCGUUAGCAUCCGUUCCGAUAAAGAUCGCUCCAUUAACAUCAGAUACAGCAUCACCGGUGUGGGAGCGGAUCAGCCACCUAAUGAAGUGUUCAACAUCGAUCCAGAGAAAGGCAAGAUGUACGUCACCAAGCCUCUGGACAGAGAGGAGCGCUCUUCCUACCACCUUCGUGCUCAUGCAGUUGAUAUGAAUGGGAAUCAGGUGGAGCAGCCAGUGGACCUCUACAUCUUCGUCAUCGACAUGAAUGACAACCGGCCCGAGUUCAAGAAUCAGAUCUACAAUGGUUCUGUGAUGGAGGGAUCCAAACCAGGUACGACAGUUAUGACAGUAACAGCGCACGAUGCUGAUGACAUCACCACCUCUAAUGGCAUGGUGCAUUACCGGAUUCUCCAGCAGACCCCGCACAUCCCGAUCCCAAACAUGUUCACUAUUAACCGAGAGACAGGAGACAUCGUUACUGUCGCAGCUGGACUUGACAGAGAGAGAGUUCCUCAGUACACAGUGAUCGUCGAGGCGACAGAUAUGGAGGGGAAUCUGAACUUCGGUUUGUCGAGCACGGCCACAGCGCUAAUCGCCAUCACCGACAUCAACGACAACCCACCUGAACUCACGCAGAGCACGUUCUCGGGUGAGGUGAUGGAGAACAGUGUGAACGUGGUGGUAGCGAACCUCUCUGUGAUUGAUAAGGACGAGCCUCGAUCGCCCAACUGGAACGCCGUGUACCGUGUUGUCAGCGGGGACAAUGGACGCCACUUCGCCAUCCGGACAAAUCCGGAGAACAAUGAUGGCAUGCUGACUGUGGUGAAGCCGGUAGACUUUGAGAUGAAUCGAGCGUUCAUGUUGACGGUAGUAGUGGCUAAUCAGGCUCCUCUGGCUGAGGGGAUCCAGUCGUCUCUCCAGUACACAGCCGGGGUCACCGUCUCUGUGAGGGACGUCAACGAGGCACCCAUUUUCCCAGAGAACCCCAAAAUGGUGCGAUUUGAGGAGGGCGUGCCCGCUGGCACCAUCAUCACCACGCUCACUGCUCGAGACCCAGACACGUUCAUGCAGCAGAGCAUUCGAUAUCUUAAGCUGUCUGAUCCCGCUAACUGGCUCUCCAUCAACUCAACAAAUGGUCAGAUCACCACGGCGGCUGUGCUGGACCGAGAAUCCGUCUACGUCAAGAAGAACGUCUACGAGGCCACGUUCCUCGCUGCUGACAAUGGCUCUCCUCCAGCUAGUAGCACAGGAACGCUGCAGAUAUUUCUCAUAGAUGUGAACGAUAACGCUCCAUCACUCGUUCCUCACGAUGCUCAGAUCUGUGAAAGAUCCCAUAUGAACUCUAUCAACAUCACAGCUGUGGAUGCAGACACUGAUCCCAAUGUCGGUCCCUUCGUCUUCGAGCUGCCUCUUCACCCCUCCAUCAUCCGUCGCAACUGGACUGUCUCCCGAAUCAAUGGAGACUAUGCCCGUCUGAGUCUAAGGAUCCAGUUCCUGGAGUCGGGUGUGUAUGAGGUUCCCAUUUCUGUGUCAGACUCUGGAAACCCGCCACUCUCCAAUCGCUCAGUCAUUAAGGUGAAGGUGUGUCCGUGUGAUGAGCAUGGCGACUGCACUGCGCUCGGUGCUGUAGCAGCGGCGGGCCUGGGCACUGGCGCCAUCAUCGCCAUCCUUAUCUGCAUCAUCAUCCUCCUUAGCAUGGUUCUGCUCUUUGUGGUAUGGAUGAAGAGGAAAGAGAAGGAGAGGCAGACCAAACAGCUGCUGAUUGACCCUGAGGAUGAUGUCAGAGACAACAUCCUCAAAUAUGACGAGGAAGGAGGAGGAGAGGAGGACCAGGACUAUGACCUGAGUCAGCUGCAGCAGCCUGACUCCCUGGAGCACAUCAUGGGUAAACCCCCAGGUGUCCGACGGGUGGACGAGAGGCCCGUGGUGCCCGAGUCUCAGUACCCGCUACGGCCCAUGGUGCCCCACCCUGGGGACAUUGGAGAUUUCAUCAAUGAGGGUCUGAGAGCAGCGGAUAAUGACCCGACAGCCCCACCAUACGAUUCGCUGCUAGUAUUUGAUUACGAAGGCAGCGGAUCCACGGCCGGGUCGGUCAGCUCACUCAACACCUCCAGCAGCGGAGAGCAAGACUACGACUACCUCAACGACUGGGGACCGCGAUUCAAAAAACUCGCCGACAUGUACGGGGGUGGAGACGACUAGAAUGGAAAGGGGCAGUCCCUUAAAGGCUCCUCCCACGUCACCUGACCUGCGGCGACGACCAAUCAUGGGCCUCUCUCUCUCUCUCUGUGAAAAACACACCCACCUACCAAUCGCUUGGCCAGCUCCAGAGAGACUUGUACAGAGAGAGACAGCGAUAUAGUGGACCUGCUUUUUCCUUUAAUUAUGUUUUUAUCAGUUUGUUGUUUUUUUUGUUUAGUUUUUUUUUUUUUUUUUUUUAGUAGUCCAGCUGUAUUCACGCUUUGUGCGCAUUAUUUUUUCCUGAAGAAUCCUGCAUUUAGGUUGAUGCAACCGUCUGCAGGCGAAACUUCCUGCUAGUAUUGAGACAGCGCAUAAAAAAGAGAAAAGAAUAAAAAAAAAGACAAGGUAGGCAUUCUACUCUUAAAAAUGGUCUGAACAAGCCAUUCUUUUUCUUUCUCUGAACUUGAAUUCUUUCGAGAAGAGGAGCACUGUCGUCGUUGUCGUCGUUGUCGUUAUCGUUGUUUAAGAAGUGCCUUUAGUGGUGCGUAGUUCUUGGAUUUCUCUCAGGAUUGGUCUUCUGUCCAGACCUACACCUGACAUCAACACACACUCCUACAGCUGACCGGCCAUAUUCAAGUUCCUCAUAAUUCUCCUGCAAGAAUGUUGAGGCUUUUGGCUUGUAGCUCCGUGACAGGAAGCUUACAUACGUUAAACAAUGUGUGUCAGAUUUGCGUCACUGAAUAGUACACAGUACAUCAGAUAUUUAGUUUUCGACAAAAUAAAUUAGACUGCACGGUCUCACAUGCUAUUGAGGAGACAGUUACGGAGAGCUCGGCAGAAACAUUGUCAUUAUCAAACCAUGAGGUUUAAUCGUGGGUCCAAAUUUGGUAGUACCGAUAAUUGCUUAUAUGACAUACCGUGAUAUUUUUAGCAUGAUCUUAAGAAUACCACUACCCUGGAGGAGGCUAUCUGGGUAGGCAACAUUUUCGGGCAGGAUUUGUGCUCCUGAGCUAAAGAUUGUCCCAUUCAGAAAGCAGCAUAUGGACAACUUCUAAGGUUCUUCUAAGGUUCCUUCUUUUUGGACAGGUUAAAAAUGCAGAAUCCUAUGUGGCAGCAAAUCUCAGAGAACGCAGGAAAGUUUGAGAAACUAAACUCUCUAAAACUCUCUAAUUCUCUUCUCUACUGAGAAUAGUGAAACGUAAACAUAUGAUAUCAUUAAUUUGUAAACCGUUAUCGUUGUUAUUGUGAUAUGAAAAUGUAAUGCCUUGAAGGGCUAGGGUUAGGGUUUCAUUUCCAUGUUUGCUCUUCAGUGAGGCUCUGUCCACAGGUAUAUUUUUUUGGCCUCCUGUUCGCACAAAAACAGUAUUUUGGCUCACUGAAAACAAAGCUCUCAAAAUUGUUUUUCCAUUUACAUGUGGACGGAGAUAUUUUCAAAAAUGCUGGUCAUGUGGAUGAGAAAAUAUUUUGAAAAUUGGGGUAAAAAUUGAGUCUGAGUCUUCACAAGCUCAACAGGCUCUCUAUAGAUGCAACUGACACUUAUUUAAGCAGCGUAAAUUUAUUACUCAUCUUCAAAAGCAUAUAUUAAGAAAUUAAUGAGGCCAAAUUGCAUGUAUGUCACCAGAAGAUUAAACUAUCCCUCACUGUAAGCCAUGGGCCAAAAGUUCCUGGAUUCCCACUUUAUGAGGCAAAAAGGGGGGGUGGAGUAGCAAGUGUGAGUGUUCAUUCAUCACAUCAGCACAACACACUCACCCACUCUGUAUCACUGCACUGUUGAGUAGUUUAUUCAUAGAUAUUUGACACAUUUAUAACCAAAUCAUUUGGGCGUUCAUGAAGAAUCUCCAUCUUUUGAACGUACUGAGGAAGUAUUCACAAUAAAAUAUUCUGUAUAGAUAAUAAAUGUAGUUUGAUGUUUGAUGUUUCACACUAUGCUGGUGUUCAAAUUAUGCUGAAGCUCCCAUCAGGGUCACAAAAGGAAGAGUCCAGAAGGUUAUUCAAGUUCCUCAUAAUUUUACUGUAAGCUUGUUAAAAUUAACUGUAAAGUAAAGGGAAACGGUAAGAAGCUUGAUAACAACUGGCGAAUUUCAUUUAUCUUAAAGGAAAUGUGUUUGGAGUUUGCUUUUUUGCCUAUAGAAUGAGGAGAGAGUUUAAUGAUUAGUCAAAAUUGGUGGCUUAAAACACAAUCCAGUAUCAAAAUGAUUGGCUCAUAAAAUGUACUGAUUAGGUUUUUUAUAAUUCUUCUAAAAUCCUGUUGAGGUCUUUGGUUCAUACUAAAUUACUCAGCUUUCAUACAAAGCAGCGUCCCGAGGGCAACCUUAAAGAACGUUCUGGGUUUUAUUAUAACGUAAAAUCUGUUUAUCUUGGACAGUCAUUAUGCAUAAUUCAAACACGCUUAAAAAAGUAGGGAACUAAGAAUUAGUAGAACUAGGUAACUAGUGUUAGAAACCCGAAGGACUAGGGAAAUAAACAAUGAAACAGGAAUUUACAGUAUAAGUAUACAGUAAUGGGAAAGAGUGUUAUCAAGAAUAUAAAGAUACAGGAGCUAAUAUUCAUCAGAGUGCAUGAUCAAGGAUCAAGUAGACAGGAAACCCAAGAAACAGGAAGUAAACAAGGAAGUGGACAACUCAUGGGGUAAAUAGACUGAGGCUGCAUUCACACUUGGCAUUUCUUUUACAAUAAAAGUGCUGGCCAGAUAUGAAAAAAGCACCUCACUGUAGAAACGCUCUUAGCUAGUAUCGGCUAACAAACUAGCCUAGCUUGCUCUCUAGAGUAGAUUUAUUAUUAUCAGUAAUGCAUGUGAAAUAGAAACUCUGAUGAUGAGGAGGUUUUUUGUCUUAGCUGUAGUUUUGGAGGCAGAAAAGAAUUGCUUAUCAUUACACACAUUGUUACUUUUAGUUAUAUUGCAAUGUUGGCAUAUUAGCAAUGAAAUAUUUUUGAUUCAACAUAUCAUAAAUCUUCUCAUAUUCAUUCACUAACUAGAUUCGUUUUUCACUGGCAUUCUGUCAUCCAUGUUGGUUUUUCUCGCUUGACUACCCUCUUACAUAACGGGAGGUAAAAAAAACAGUCCUUGAUGUCACUUGGCGCUUUUUUGAAGCUUUUUUGAUCCGCUGUUUAAAAAAAAAAAAAAAAAAAAAACGGUCAAAUGUGAAAGCAGCCUAACAGGACUACGAUGAGGCUCAUGAGGAGUGGAUGGUAUCAAUGAUCAGAGGGUGUGGUCAGGGUGGAGUGGAGGUGGAGAUGGAGGCGGAAGGGAGACAAACUGGAAAGUCAUGAGACAGGAAGGCUUGUAUGACGGCAACUUAUGCACUCACUAUGCACUAUAUUCUUACACUAUACAAUGUGUACUCGACUGUCUAGUACGUUUGACAGUAUCUCAUAUUGAACACUAAAGUUUUAGUCAGAAAUAACAGAUCAUUGUGUGGUAUCUCAUAUCAACAAGACACCAGAAUAGCCUUUGCGGGAAGAAACUAAUUUUACACUGUAGCGAAAGCCAUUUUCAAAUAAAAUAACUUUCUCUUCAAAUAAAGUACUCUCUGGUAGCUCCGCCCCUUCUACUGAAUUUCCCACUCUAGAAUUGAGACUUUGCCGAGAAGUAGCAUUUACUUCCGAAAACAUGACAAAGAAAAACAGAAUACAGUAAGAAACUAGCUAACAUUAGACACUGUGUAUUUUAAAAGUGGUUUAAAAUGUUCAAGUCGAGCGCUAUUGCUAAUCUGUGAGCUUUGUUUAAAAAUCCUGUGCAGUUUCUGAGAAACAAAAUUAUUAAUAUUUUUUUUUAGAAGUCUGUGAUUCGUCGUGUGUGUGAUGCAGGUUUACGAGGCCUCAUCAGAUUCAAUGUUCAUUCCUUUUAUUCACAGAAACAAUCCACAGCUAUGCUACAGAAGCCCUGCUUUGGUUUUACAUACGUAAAUGUUGUAUAUAAGCUUUUUUUAAGCACUCAUUUUAAUGGACCAUUGUGUAAAGAGUCUUGUCUUUUAUUUUUCCACUUUUUAAUUAAUAGUUCAAGCUUUGUUGAUAUCUUGAAGACACCAAGUCAAAAGCCAUGUGAGUGUGGUGUCACUGAGGAAUUUAAAGCCUAUGGCCAUCAUCUAAACGCUGAAUACAUCAUUACUGCACUCACUUACACAUUUUCAUGGGUUUUUUUGUACAAAUAUAAUGAAUAAAAAUGAUUUUAAAAAAAACUGAGUUGAGAACACAACGAAGAACUGAUCACGCUAUAAAUUCAAAUCAAAAAAAGUUUCACAUUCGUCAGAAGAGGCAGUCUCCUUCAAAUAUGUUUUAUUAGUAAAACGCAUCUCAGAUAUCCACGAGACCAAAAGUCCAAGUGCACUACUGUUUAUUUCAUCACUUAUCAACAACAAAAUACAUUUUUCUCAGUUGAUCGUAUUAUCCAAGAAUGUGUAAUUUAGCACUGAGACAGAUGCAGUGUUCAACUGUGUGUGUAAUCCUCGUAUAAACCUGAAAUCUAUAAUAUCUUGUGUGCAUACAGUACACUUCUGAACUGUCAUAACACCACAGAGUCGGCCAUCAUGCCUUCCAAUUUGGCAACUAACAGGUGAUUAACAGGACUAUAAUGCAACUAAUAACAAUAAUCAGGUGACAGGGUCAGGGUGGAGCUAAGGAAUCUCUUCCUCACGUAACAAUUCCCUCCUUAGAGGAUUUGAGGAGGAUAUUUGAAGAAAUCUUUAUAAAUGAGAAGGCCUUGUUCUCUUAAGCGCCACUGCCUGUCACUAAGUUAUGGAUCUACACACACAACACUGUGAUUACAAACUGAAUUAAUGUCACUAAAAGCAUAUUAGCCCAUGUACAGUAUAUUUAAAUGUUAAUGUUCUGGUCUAUAAAGGAUUCCACUCUGUUAUGCACAUUUUCAUGGACUUUGAUCCAAGGUGCUUAAGGCUGAGGUUGGCUAUAGGACUUAGGGUUGGGUUAGCAUUGGGUUAGAACAUUGCAUUUUGCAACUCUUUGCAAAUAAAAGUUAAUUUAUGAACAUUGUUUAACUAUUUGUUUCAUUAUUUAAAUCAGGGGUCUUCAGUGCAAAGGGCUGGUGUGGCUGCAGGCUAGCAGUUAUAGCCAACUUGGGUGAACAGUUGAUAGUUGAUUGGAGACUAAGGUGAACUGAUUCAAAAAGUGAAAUCAGGUGUGGCUCUUACCGUGAUUUGGGGUUAGAGCUAGAGUUAAAUGUUAGAUUAGGUCUAGCAUUAAUGUUUGAUGGUUAGGGCUAGCAUUAAAGGUAAGGUUUGGGUUAGCGUUGUAGGUUUGGGGUUAGAGCUAGCGUUAAAUGUUUGGGGUUAGGGCUAGCUUUAAAGGUUUGGGGUUAGAGCUAGGCUUAAAGGUUUGGGGGUAAUAGCUAAGGUUAAAGGUUUGGGGUUAGGGCUAGGGUUAAAGGUUUGGGGUUAGGGCUAGGGUUAAAGGUUUGGGGUUAGGUCUAGGGUUAAAGGUUUGGGGUUAGGGCUAGGGUUAAAGGUUUGGGGUUAGGUCUAGGGUUAAAGGUUUGGGGUUAGGUCUAGGGUUAAAGGUUUGGGGUUAGGGCUAGGGUUAAAGGUUUGGGGUUAGGGAUAGGGUUAAAGUUUAGGUUAGUGCUAGUAUUAAAAACUUGGGGUUAAGGGUUGAAGGUUAGGGUCAGGGUUGGACUGAAAUUUGCACAAGCAGUAAAGCUACAGAAACAGACUUGAGCACGCUCAGUUUUAUCCUUAUUCUCUGAAUACAAUCUAUCUUUGUUUAUCUGAAGCAGGACAUCACCGUUGCAAAUGAAAGCGAGUUUUUGCUUUGUGUGUGACGUUUAUUACUUUUUAAUAGGGAGAAUGUGCAUUAAAAAUACAUGGCAUUUUUCCUAUAUAAACACACACGGCUAAUAACAGCAGCGCAGGUCUGUACUCCGUCACAACAAAGCCAAUAACACACAAAACUGCUUCAAAGCAAACAAACUGAGCAUCAAGAGGGAUUUAAUUACUGCAAAUGUGAAGAUGUAAGCAUGGCAGUGAAUAAAUAAACGCAAUGUUUCUGAUAGGAAGAAAGAGGGUGGUGUAUAUACAGCAGACACGCAGGAAGAUUAAUGAUGUUUCUAAUAUGCUGUGGAUCUCCAAAACAAUAUAAUCAGAGAAAAUACACACACAGUCAGAGUGUGUAUGAGGCUGAGGUUGUAUUUUAUGCAUUCUCUUUCUGUCCUUCCCUUUCAUUUUGCAGUUGUGUGCAAACUAAUGCACAUUAUUAAUCACCUUAAAUAACCUUUCAGAUGGAUUCUUAUCUGAGAAAUAUCACCUUAAACAGUUUUUGUUAGUGCACUAUGACUUUUGGAUGCUACAGGAAGUGAAACGAUGAUUUCAGGUCUCUUUGCUUUGUUACUAUGUUUGUUAAUGUAUUAUUCGGAACUGAAAUUGUGUCUUGGUUUUUUUUUUUUUUUGCAUCCACUCGUUCUUUCUGGAUUUUGUUAUAUCAGGUUUCAGAGGGUCCUACGUGCUUUUUAGGGAGGCGUGUAAUUAGGCGUGUUUUAAACUAAAAAGAGUGGAAACUCAUCAGACGGGAGAGACUCUCCUCCUCGUCUGUGUGUAUAUAUGUGUAUUAACUGCUUGAAGCUGAACAAAUUAGGCAACAUUGGACUUUUUUUUUUUUUGCAUGUGUCUUUUUCUAAUGGACAAGACAAUUAUGUAUCAAAUAUACUGAAGAAUCGAAGCGACCCGCAUGAACGUGGUUGUUCUUUUCUUUUUUUUUUUUUUUUUUUUUUUUGGUCUUUUUUGGUCCAGACAGUGUUCUGGAGUGUAUUAUACUCACAAUACUGAAGGAGACAAAGUAUAUAUAUAAAUAUAUAUAUAUGAAAUAACUAACUAAAAAAAAGAACACAGUCAUUGCACAGUUAUGGAGUUGGAAAUGACUUUUUUGUAAACUGUCGACAGCACAAAUAUUUUGUAUCGUUGUUUGUACCAUUUUUGUACCAAAAAAGGGAAAAAAGCAAAUGAAAAAAAGGGAAAAAAUGCUGAUUCUUGUUUCAAACCUGUGUUUUUAGUGCCACUGCGAUCAGUUCCGUAUGUACGCAGCCUUGCAGAAUAAUCGUGUAUAUAAACGCCAACAGCCCUGUGUUACACUAAAUAAAGCUCCCCUCCUUUUA
This is a messenger RNA of Pangasianodon hypophthalmus (striped catfish), 9907 nucleotides long. RefSeq names its product cadherin-4. Gene Ontology annotation, cellular component: adherens junction; plasma membrane; catenin complex. The transcript has 17 exons. The coding region runs from base 79 to 2829 and encodes 916 amino acids. Gene Ontology annotation, molecular function: cadherin binding; calcium ion binding. The record is from RefSeq and is a predicted model, not a curated record. Gene Ontology annotation, biological process: multicellular organism development; adherens junction organization; cell morphogenesis. NCBI's taxonomy places the organism in Eukaryota, Metazoa, Chordata, Actinopteri, Siluriformes, Pangasiidae.